Manacus vitellinus (golden-collared manakin) is the source of this 5489-nucleotide messenger RNA. RefSeq names its product phospholipase C eta 1 (gene PLCH1). Bases 19 to 4932 code for a protein of 1637 amino acids. NCBI's taxonomy places the organism in Eukaryota, Metazoa, Chordata, Aves, Passeriformes, Pipridae. The transcript is spliced from 22 exons. The record is from RefSeq and is a predicted model, not a curated record. Gene Ontology annotation, biological process: lipid metabolic process; phosphatidylinositol-mediated signaling. Gene Ontology annotation, molecular function: calcium ion binding; phosphatidylinositol-4,5-bisphosphate phospholipase C activity.
GCAGGAGGUGGCCCCACGAUGAGUUACUGGAGUCUGGAUAAGAAGAGCUGUCUGCAGUACUGCCGGCACUUCCUAGCGGACAACGGCGUGUUCCACGUUGAAAGAUGCAUGAGUGUCAUGCAGUCUGGGACUCAGAUGGUUAAGCUGAAGAGUGGAACCAAAGGGCUGGUCCGGCUCUUCUACCUGGACGAGCACAGGACCUGCAUCCGAUGGAGACCCUCCAGGAAAAGCGAGAAGGCAAAAAUUGUCAUCGACUCCAUUUACAAAGUCACCGAGGGCCGGCAGUCGGAAAUCUUCCACCGCCAUGCCGAGGGCAGCUUUGACCCCAGCUGCUGCUUCACCAUUUACCAUGGCAACCACCUGGAGUCCCUGGACCUGAUCACCUCCAACCCCGAGGAGGCUCGCACCUGGAUCACGGGGCUCAAGUAUUUGAUGGCCGGGAUAAGCGACGAGGACUCGCUCGCCAAGCGCCAGAGGACACACGACCACUGGGUCAAGCAGACCUUUGAGGAGGCCGACAAGAACGGGGAUGGGCUGCUGAACAUCGAGGAGAUCCACCAGCUGAUGCACAAGCUCAACGUCAACCUGCCCCGCAGGAAGGUCCGGCAGAUGUUCCAGGAAGCAGACACGGAUGAGAACCAAGGAACCCUAAACUUUGAAGAAUUUUCAGUGUUUUACAAGAUGAUGUCCUUACGUCGGGAUCUCUACUUGCUGCUCCUAAGCUACAGUGACAAGAAGGAUCAUCUCACUGCUGAGGAACUGGCUCAGUUUCUGAAGGUGGAACAAAAGAUGAAUAAUGUGACACCAGAAUAUUGUCUGGACAUCAUACAGAAGUUCGAAGUGUCAGAAGAAAACAAGAAGCAAAACGUUCUUGGGAUUGAAGUGGAUUGCUGGGAUGGUCCUGAUGGGGAGCCAGUGGUGCACCAUGGCUACACUCUGACUUCCAAAAUCCUGUUCCGGGACGUGGCCGAAACCAUCAACAGAUACGCCUUUGUCAAGAAUGAGUUUCCAGUGAUCCUGUCCAUUGAAAACCACUGCAGUAUUCAACAGCAAAAGAAGAUUGCUCAGUACUUGAAGGAGAUAUUUGGUGACAGGCUGGACUUGUCAUCUGUGAGCACUGGAGACCCCAGACAGCUUCCCAGCCCUCAGAGUCUGAGAGGGAAAAUCCUGGUGAAGGGGAAGAAGUUGCCCUGCAGCCUGGGAGCAGACGCUGAGGAAGGAGAGGUUUCAGAAGAGGACAGUGCUGAUGAAAUCGAGGAUGACUGCAAGUUAAAGGCCUGCUAUAGUAAUGGUGCAACUGAGCACCAGGUGGAAUCUUUCAUAAGGACAAAACUGGAAUCUCUGUUAAAAGAAUCCCAAAUCAGGGACAAGGAAGAUCCUGACAGCUUCACUGUGAGGGCCCUGCUGAAGGCGACGCACCAGAGUCUCAACGUUAACCUGAAGCAGAACCUGGACACAAAAGAGGGUGGAAAAAAGUCUCACGGUCGAUCAUUAAUGGGCAACUUCGGUAAACACAAGAAAGCUGCCAAGGCAGCAGCCAAACACCCCAGUGCAUCAGAUGAGGACGAGAGCCAGCAGAACCCUCCUGGGAGGGAACCAGGGCAUCCCCACAGACUGGCCCGCCGGAGGAAGACGGUGAAGCUGUGCCGGGCUCUGUCUGACCUCGUGGUUUACACCAACUCUGUGGCUGCCCAGGACAUCGUGGAUGAUGGGUCCACAGGGAAUGUGCUGUCGUUCAGUGAGACCAGAGCCCACCAGGCCGUGCAGCAGAAGGCUGAGCAGUUCAUGCUUUACAACCAGAAGCAGCUGAGCAGGGUCUAUCCCUCAGCCUACAGGAUCGACUCCAGCAACUUCAACCCCGUCCCUUACUGGAACGUUGGGUGCCAGCUGGUGGCCCUGAACUACCAGUCUGAGGGACGUGUGAUGCAGUUAAAUGAAGCAAAAUUCAGGGUAAAUGGCAACUGUGGUUAUGUCCUCAAACCUCAGCAGAUGUGCAAAGGCACAUUCAACCCCUACUCUGCUGAUCCACUUCCUGCCAGUCCUAAAAAGCAGCUUAUUCUGAAAAUCAUCAGUGGACAGCAGCUCCCCAAGCCUCCUGACUCGAUGUUAGGGGACCGAGGAGAGAUAAUAGAUCCCUUUGUUGAGGUGGAAAUCAUUGGGUUACCUGUUGACUGCUGUAAAGAUCAGACCAGGGUGGUGGACGACAAUGGGUUCAAUCCUGUGUGGGAGGAAACUCUCACCUUUACCAUCCACAUGCCCGAAAUAGCCUUGGUGCGAUUCCUCGUCUGGGACCACGAUCCCAUCGGGAGGGACUUCGUGGGGCAGAGAACUGUGGCCUUCAGCAGCCUUGUGCCUGGCUAUCGCCACGUGUAUUUAGAAGGACUGACAGAAGCAUCCAUAUUUGUUCAUAUAAUCAUUAAUGAGACCUAUGGAAAGUGGAGCCCUUUAAUCCUCAACCCCAGUUACACAAUAUUGCACUUUCUAGGAGCCACCAAGAGCAAGCAGCUGAUAGGGCUGCGGGGGCUGUUCAACAAGAACCCCAAGCAGGGCUGUGCCGAGGCCGGCGGGAACUACGUGCGCAAGAGAUCCCUGGGCGAGCGGCUGCUGAGGCGCACGGCCAGCGCGCCCGCCAAGGGCAGGAAGAAGAGCAAGAUGGGCUUCCUGGAGGCUGCUGAGAUGAGGGACAGUGCAUCUGAACCCACAGACCUGAAGGACAAGGAAGGGGUCGUUCGGCGCCCGAAACGGAGUCUGCAGGCGCGUCCUGCUUCCAUGCCCGUGGACAAGUACCUGCUGGUGGGACUGCCCUGCCCGCCUGAGGAUGCUGCCCAGGAUGCCACGGGGAAGGAAAACACCUCUGCCAACAGUGAUGACAAUACAAAUGAGAAGGAAACAAACUUGAAAGAAUCUGUUUUUCCAUGUUCGGAGCAAACGGCAAAUACUUCAAAUUUGGGAUCUCAAUGCAAGAAGGAGAAUGACCAGAAGGAUUCUACAGCUGACUCUUUGCUACCACCUCCUCAGGAGCAACCUGAACACUUAGUUUUUGCAAGUGGUGCAACUGAAACAAAUCACCUCUUGGACUGUCAGGAAAAUAAUCUUUCUGGUGAAACUGUCCCACCAAUGCAGGACUCUGAGCUUUGCACAGGAAAACCACAAGACAAAAACUGUGUGGACAAUAAAGAGGAAGAUGACACAAAGGGAUCUGAUGAGGGGAAAGUCACUCUGGUGGGGGCUUCUUUUUCUCAAAAAGCAGAUAUGGAGAAUCACAAAUCUGACCUCAAGAAAAGCACUGCAGCACCUCUUUCUUUGACUGACAUUCCUUCUCCCCCUGGCUCUGACAGCCCUGACUUGCACUCCACGCUGGCCCUGCAGGACAGUGACAUUUCUCGCCUCAUAGAUGAGGUUUCUCUGGCUACUGAGAGCGAGCUGGACAGCACUGUGUCUGCUCUCAUCGGGCAGGUGGAUGUCACAGGGGACCAAACACACCUCACCGCCGUCUCAAGCCACGGCAGCAGCAGCCAGACCUUUGGUGUGGUGGCUGCACACCCACAGGGCUUUACUGUGGGUCUAAGCAGCCCCUGUAAGCACAACUUCCCUCCCACAAAAUCCACCAAAUCCCCUUUAUUCUCCACUCCAAAUACCACCACGUUCUCCAGCCCAGAGACCGCAGAGUAUUCCAUGUACACAACUAUCCAGGGGGCAACUCCAGCUUCUGAAUGUAAGACCCACAGGCAAUUAGUUUCCAUGAAAAAAUUAAAUAGUCUAGAAAGUAACUUGUCUGGCUCUCCAUGUUCUUCACCUCUUUCUUUGCUAAAUGCAAAUCCCGAAAGAAAUUGUGGAACAAAAUCUGGACUGAGCUGGGAAGGCCCUGGGUCUGCCAGUUCUUUUGCUUCCAAUAACCUCAUCUUUGAGGAGGCCCUGUUUGACCCUGUCCCUGGUCAGAACUCAGACAGCAGCAGCCUCGUGGAAGUCGAUGGGGACUCCCAGGAUCUCCUGGUAACUGCCUGCGAGUACAAAAGGGAGGACAUGAGCCAGCUGGCUUCUCCUUUGAGACUGAGGCAGAAGCAGGACACUGGGCACGGUGGUGAGAGGACCUCUGGGAGCAGCACGACUGUUGGGCUCUGUGCUGCUGCCCACGCCUGCUCGGGCACCCUCAGGACUGCAGGGAGCCAGCUCCCUUUUCCCACGUGUGCAAAUUCCGGGGGUUCGUGUGCCCAUCGCUCCCAUGAGCAGCCCAGUGUAACGUGUGAGGGGUCCCAGCUCAGGGCAGCCCCCUCGCUGCUCCCGAGCGCUCUGCCUUUCCCCCCUCACCCGGCCAUCCAGCAGAGCAGCCCCUGCAAGUCCAAGAGUCUGGGAGACCUGACAUCGGAGGACAUCUCCUGCAACUUCGAGAGUAAGUACCAGUACAUCAGCAGGAGCUUCGUCUCCUCGGGCAUGCGGGACAAGAAGCUGGCUGCCAUGAGGGGCCUGCGGCCGCGCUCGGCCGACGCCCUGACGGAGCAGCUGCGCAAGCUGCUGUGCCCGGAGCAGGAGGAGCCCCGGCACUGCCCCGGGCAGCCGGAGCACGACUGCCCCCGGGCCCUGGUCAGGAAACUGUCCUCGCGGAGCCAGAGCCGCGUGCGGAACAUCGCCAGCCGUGCCCGGGAGAGGCAGGAGGCCGGCAGGCACAAACCCCCCGGCACGGGCGCCGUGGCCGGGGUGGUGCUGAGGAACAGGCCCUCGGCGUCCCCACACGUGGCCAACAGGCACUCCACGGGCUCCUACAUCGCCAGGUACCUCGGCAGCUUCCCCGGGGAACCCGUGGAGGGCCGGGGCGUCCCCGAGGGCUCGUGCUCGGCCCUGCACCUCGGCUGCACAGACCGGUUCUACCAGCACGACUCCGUGGAGCCCAGCCCCGAGGACCAGCCCGAGAUCUACUUCCUGCUCAGGCUGUAGGUUGGAGCCAUGUACAUCCUCGGAGUUUACAAACUGCUUCACUGAAAUGAAGGAUUUGUAGCGAGAAACUCUGUUUGGAGGGUUUAAAUUAUUUAGAGAUGCAAUUUCACACUGGUGAUUGGGCCACGAUUUAACGUGCCCUUUCCUGUCGGAGCUGAUGUAAAUAGAACCACGUUCCAUCCUGAGGGAUGCGCUGCUUUGAUCCCUGAGCGAUGAGGUCUGGGGGCUGUGCAUGCAGGGAGUGUUUGUAGCAUUCUGUGUCUGUGAUGCUGACACCUGACACUGCAGCGAGUGCAAUGGCAUUGUGUCCCUCCUGUCCUGUCCUCCUGGCUGGAAAACACUUCUGGUGAUCCCUUUUGGCCUUUUGUGCAGAUCCUACGGAGCGCUGUGGUGUCAGGAACGGGGCAUGGCCUUGGGCUGGGUACAGGGCUGGGGCUCGGCCCUUCAUCAGCAUCCCUUGUUCCUGCCUGCUGUUGUUGACUGUACAUGUUUUCAUGUAUGGACUGUGAUUGCACAGCAAAUGAUUUGUAGAGCUAGGGUUUGUCCAAAUCUGUGAG